Molecule: messenger RNA, 804 nt
Organism: Patiria miniata (bat star)
Lineage: Eukaryota; Metazoa; Echinodermata; Asteroidea; Valvatida; Asterinidae
Product: complement C1q subcomponent subunit B-like
Exons: 1
Coding region: 1-804 (267 amino acids)
Molecular function (GO): protein binding
Source: RefSeq, a predicted model, not a curated record
AUGAAGAUCUGCGUUGCAACCGUUCUUUCAAUCGCCCUCCUUCUGGGUAACUCCGUCAACAUCCGAGCUUCCGUUACUGGGCCGGUUCCCUCGGACGGUGAUGGUCCUGCGUCUCAGGCGUGUCCGAUGUGCUGCCAGGGGCCUGUUGCAAUACCCGGCAUACCAGGUCUGCCUGGGUCAUUAGGUCAGCCAGGGUCAAAGGGCGAGCCAGGUCAAAAGGGUGAAAGUGGACAGAUUGGGCCUAUGGGUGAGCGUGGAGCAGCUGGGCUUAAAGGGGACGAAGGCAUAGGCCAGCCCGGAAAAAUUGGUCCAAGAGGAGUCCCAGGUGUUGUAGGGCCAACGGGGGAAACUGGUGUCAAAGGUCAAAAGGGUGAGCCAGGGGAGACACCAGACGACUCCAACCAACGGGUAGCAUUCACCGUGGUGAGGACGAGCCUCUCGGAUACCUCUACUAGUCGCGACACCCGUUUGCCCUUCCAGGAGGCUGAGACGCUUCUGCCGGGUACCAGCUUCGAUCUCGAGACCGGCACGUUCACGUGUAGUGUGCCGGGCACCUAUGUGUUCUUGUUUUCUGUGCUCAAAUAUCCUUCCAGCAGCGACCUGUUCGUUUAUCUCCGGAAGAACGGCGACGAGGUUGUCUCUGGCUUUAGCAAUGAUUCAAGUCACUAUGAGCAGGUGUCUGGGAGCGCGUUGGUGAUUCUGCAGCGUGGAGAUACGAUGUAUCUCACCAUGGCCGGUAGGGCGCAGAGUCACCCCAACAUUCGCUACACCUCAUUCAUUGGCUUCCUUCUUUACCCCCAAUGA